AUGGCAAGUUCGUUGAGUCCCCUUCAAAUUUCGCAACUAAAGGACUCAUGGUCAUUGCUUGCACAGGACCCGAGCCAGUUGGCGUCAGCAUUGGUAAUCAGGUUGUUUAAAGAAAAUCCCGAGUAUCAAUCAUUAUUCAAAAAGCUUAAGAACUUAUCGAUAGAUGAACUUGAGUCUAAUCCUCAGUUUAUGUCACAUGCAUCGAAAGUAGGUGCUGCAUUGGCGUCAACUAUCGAUCACCUUGAUAAACCUGAAGAAUUAGAAAAGUUACUUACUAAUCUUGGAAUAAAGCAUAAACAAUAUGGACUUACAGCGAAACAUUUUCAGGUUAUUGGAGACGUGUUGGUUUCUAUGAUAGCAGAAGCAAUCGGUGACAGUGAACCAGAAUUAUUAGACUUGUGGAAGUCCAGUUUAACUUCAGUACUGAGUAUUAUAAUUGCAGCAUACCAUUGA
Molecule: messenger RNA, 453 nt
Organism: Macrosiphum euphorbiae (potato aphid)
Lineage: Eukaryota; Metazoa; Arthropoda; Insecta; Hemiptera; Aphididae
Source: the annotation of a GenBank genome assembly